UGAUGGUGGAGACUACGUGGGACCAGCCCACCUAAUGUGUGUCUGUGCAAGGCGGAUUUAGAGGUCUGGCUCAGAGGGAAACUUUUGCUGUCUGUCGCCACUUUCCCAAAGCUUUCGUUUAAAGAAAUAAGAGAGAGAGAGAAAAGGUAUGGCAUCACAGCUGCAGGUGUUUUCCCCCCCAUCAGUGUCGUCGAGUGCCUUCUGCAGUGCGAAGAAACUGAAAAUAGAGCCCUCUGGCUGGGAUGUUUCUGGACAGAGCAGCAACGACAAAUAUUAUACCCACAGCAAAACCCUCCCAGCCACACAAGGGCAAGCCAACUCCUCUCACCAGGUAGCAAAUUUCAACAUCCCUGCUUACGACCAGGGCCUCCUCCUCCCAGCUCCUGCAGUGGAGCAUAUUGUUGUAACAGCUGCUGAUAGCUCGGCCAGUGCUGCUCCAUCAACCUUCCAAAGCAGCCAGACCCUGACUCACAGAAACAACGUUUCUUUGCUUGAGCCAUAUCAAAAAUGUGGAUUGAAAAGAAAAAGUGAGGAAGUUGACAGCAACGGUAGCGUGCAAAUCAUAGAAGAACAUCCCCCUCUCAUGCUGCAAAACAGGACUGUGGUGGGUGCUGCUGCCACGACCACCACUGUGACCACAAAGAGUAGCAGUUCCAGCGGAGAAGGGGAUUACCAGCUGGUCCAGCAUGAGAUCCUUUGCUCUAUGACCAAUAGCUAUGAAGUAUUGGAGUUCCUAGGCCGGGGAACAUUUGGACAGGUGGCUAAGUGCUGGAAGCGGAGCACUAAGGAAAUCGUGGCUAUUAAAAUCUUGAAGAAUCAUCCCUCCUAUGCCAGACAAGGACAGAUUGAAGUGAGCAUCCUUUCUCGCCUAAGCAGUGAAAAUGCUGAUGAGUAUAAUUUUGUUCGUUCUUAUGAGUGCUUUCAGCAUAAGAAUCACACCUGCCUUGUGUUUGAGAUGCUGGAGCAGAACUUGUAUGAUUUUCUAAAGCAGAACAAGUUUAGCCCACUGCCACUCAAGUACAUCAGACCAAUCUUGCAGCAGGUGGCCACCGCCCUGAUGAAGCUCAAGAGCCUUGGUCUGAUUCACGCUGACCUUAAGCCUGAAAACAUAAUGCUGGUUGAUCCAGUGCGCCAACCCUACCGAGUGAAGGUCAUUGACUUUGGUUCUGCUAGUCACGUUUCCAAAGCUGUGUGCUCAACCUACUUACAGUCACGUUACUACAGAGCCCCUGAAAUUAUUCUUGGAUUACCAUUUUGUGAAGCUAUUGAUAUGUGGUCAUUGGGCUGUGUGAUAGCUGAGCUGUUCCUGGGAUGGCCUCUUUAUCCUGGUGCUUCAGAAUAUGAUCAGAUUCGUUACAUUUCACAAACACAAGGCCUGCCCGCCGAAUAUCUUCUCAGUGCUGGGACGAAAACAACCAGGUUUUUCAACAGAGAUCCUAAUUUGGGGUAUCCACUGUGGAGGCUUAAGACACCAGAAGAGCAUGAAUUGGAGACUGGAAUCAAAUCAAAAGAAGCUCGAAAGUACAUUUUUAAUUGUUUAGAUGACAUGGCUCAGGUGAAUAUGUCCACAGACUUGGAGGGAACGGAUAUGUUGGCAGAGAAGGCGGAUCGAAGAGAAUACAUUGAUCUGUUAAAAAAAAUGCUGACCAUUGAUUCAGAUAAGAGAGUUACUCCUCUGAAAACUCUUAACCAUCAGUUUGUGACAAUGACCCACCUUCUGGAUUUUCCACACAGCAAUCAUGUUAAGUCCUGUUUUCAGAACAUGGAGAUCUGUAAGCGGAGGGUUCACAUGUAUGAUACAGUGAGUCAGAUCAAGAGUCCUUUCACUACUCACGUUGCCCCAAAUACAAGCACAAAUCUAACCAUGAGCUUCAGCAACCAGCUUAAUACAGUGCACAAUCAGGCCAGUGUUCUAGCUUCCAGUUCCACGGCAGCAGCUGCUACUCUUUCCCUGGCUAAUUCAGAUGUCUCACUACUAAACUACCAGUCGGCUUUGUACCCAUCAUCUGCAGCACCAGUUCCUGGAGUCGCCCAGCAGGGCGUGUCCUUGCAGCCUGGAACCACCCAAAUUUGCACUCAGACUGAUCCGUUCCAACAAACAUUUAUAGUAUGUCCACCUGCUUUUCAGACUGGACUACAAGCAACAACAAAGCAUUCUGGAUUCCCUGUGAGGAUGGAUAAUGCCGUGCCGCUCGUACCCCAGGCGCCGGCUGCCCAGCCGCUGCAGAUCCAGUCCGGUGUUCUUACGCAGGGAAGCUGUACACCACUAAUGGUAGCAACUCUCCACCCUCAAGUAGCCACCAUCACACCGCAGUAUGCGGUGCCCUUUACUCUGAGCUGCGCAGCCGGCCGGCCGGCGCUGGUUGAACAGACUGCCGCUGUACUGCAGGCUUGGCCUGGAGGAACCCAACAAAUUCUCCUGCCUUCAACUUGGCAACAGUUGCCUGGGGUAGCUCUGCACAGCUCUGUCCAGCCCACAGCAGUGAUUCCAGAGGCCAUGGGCAGUGGCCAGCAGCUCACAGACUGGAGGAAUGCCCACUCUCAUGGCAACCAGUACAGCACUAUCAUGCAGCAGCCCUCCUUGCUGACUAACCAUGUGACACUGGCCACAGCUCAGCCCCUGAAUGUUGGUGUUGCCCAUGUCGUCAGACAACAACAAUCCAGUUCUCUCCCUUCAAAGAAGAAUAAGCAGUCUGCUCCUGUCUCUUCUAAGUCUUCUCUGGAUGUUCUGCCUUCUCAAGUCUAUUCUCUGGUUGGGAGCAGUCCUCUCCGUACUACGUCUUCUUAUAAUUCCCUAGUCCCUGUCCCAGAUCAGCAUCAGCCAAUCAUCAUUCCAGAUACUCCCAGCCCUCCUGUGAGUGUCAUCACCAUCCGCAGUGACACUGAUGAGGAAGAAGACAACAAGUAUAAGCCCAAUAGCUCUGGCCUGAAGGCAAGGUCUAAUGUCAUCAGUUAUGUCACUGUCAAUGAUUCUCCAGACUCUGACUCUUCCUUGAGCAGCCCGUAUUCCACUGAUACCCUGAGUGCUCUCCGGGGCAAUAGCGGACCCCUUGUGGAGGGGCCUGGCAGAAUCGUGGGGGACGGCGCCGGCACCCGCAGCAUCAUCGUGCCUCCACUGAAAUCGCAGCUUGGUGACUGCACUGUAGCAGCCCCGGCCUCAGGUCUCCUGAGCAGUAAGACCAAGCCAGUGGCCUCAGUGAGUGGGCAGUCAUCUGGAUGCUGUAUCACCCCCACAGGGUACCGAGCUCCACGCGGGGGGACCAAUGCAGCACAGCCACUCAACCUUAGCCAGAACCAGCAGUCAUCGUCCGCUCCAACCUCGCAGGAGAGAAGCAGCAACCCUGCCCCCCGCAGGCAGCAGGCGUUUGUGGCCCCGCUCUCCCAGGCCCCCUACGCCUUCCAGCACGGCAGCCCACUACACUCGACGGGGCACCCACACCUGGCCCCAGCCCCCGCUCACCUGCCGAGCCAGCCUCACCUGUAUACGUAUGCUGCCCCCACCUCUGCUGCUGCCUUGGGCUCCACCAGCUCCAUUGCUCAUCUCUUCUCCCCCCAGGGCUCCUCAAGGCAUGCUGCAGCCUAUACCACCCACCCGAGCACUCUGGUGCACCAGGUCCCUGUCAGUGUUGGGCCCAGCCUUCUCACUUCUGCCAGUGUGGCCCCUGCCCAGUACCAACACCAGUUUGCCACCCAGUCCUACAUUGGGUCUUCCCGAGGCUCAACAAUUUACACUGGAUACCCACUGAGUCCUACCAAGAUCAGCCAGUAUUCCUAUUUGUAGUUGGUGAGCAGAGGGAGGAGGGGUCAUGGCUGCCUGUUCCUGGCCCUGAGUUCUUAACAGCAGGCUGUGAUGAGCUCCUCCCUUAAGCCCCUCUUGAAACUCCUUAGCCAGCAACUUGUUCUGCAGGGGCCCACUGAAGCAGAAGGUUUUUCUCUGGGGAACCUGUCUUAGUGUUGACUGCAUUGUUGUAGUCUCCCAAAGUCUGCCCUAUUUUUUAAUUCUUUAUUUUUGUGACAGCAUUUUUGGUAUUUGGAAGAGUUCAGAUGCCCAUCUUCUGCAGUUACCAAGGAAGAGAGAUCAUUCUGAAGUUACCCUUUGAAAAAUAUUUUCUCUCUGGCUUGAUUUCUAUAAAUGUUUUUAAAACCAAGUGAAGCCCCUCUUUAUUUAACUUUGUUUUAUUGUAAUUGCUGGUCAGAGGAAAAAUGCUGAUAGAAGGACUUGAAAUCUGGUAACAAGUGAGAAAAGAAAAAUCAUCACUUUUUGCUUGUUUAAACACCAAGACUUAAUUGCCUGUUUUAAGAGCAGCUUACACAAGUCUGUAUUUGACUAUCAGGCAUUUCUCCUCUCAAAAUUUUACCUUUGUUUAUGGGACAUUAGACUACAGUGUUUUAGUUUUGUUUUCAUGUCACGUUAUACUUACUGGGCAAUUGUUAUUUUUGCAAAACUCUGUGUUACUCUUGGGAUUCUCUCAGUUGCUCCUGUGUGUACUGUCAAGUCAUGUUAAAAAGGCAGCUCACCGUUUGCUGGUAACUUAGUGUGAGAGAAUCCAUACCUACCGCGAAAGCACUAGGUAUUAUUCUUUUUAAAUGAAGUACCGUGCAUUCUUCCUAAGUUAUUUUUUAAGUCUUUCUCUCUCCGAUUCAGCUUAAAUUUUAUUAUUGGAAAAGCCAUUAAGGUGGUUAUUAUUGUAUGGUGGUGGCUGUCUUCUUAUAUGCAAAAUCUCUCUGUAUUAUGCGAUACUGGUAUCGAUGAGCUUUGCCUGAAGGUUGUUGGCAUUGGUGAACUUUGCCUAAAGAUUAAUAUGAAUUUUCAAUAAUACACCUCUCUCUCUUUGCCUCAUCUCUCCCUUCUGUUCUAUGUGAUUUAUUUAGGGAGAAAGCUAAAGGAUCUGAAACCAGAUAAGAACGUUGUGUAUAGCUUUUAUACUUUAAAGUAGCUUCCUUUGUAUGCCAGCAGCAAAUUGAAUGCUCUCUUAUUAAGACUUAUACAAUAAGUGCAUGUAGGAAUUGCAAAAAAUAUUUUAAAAAUUUAUUACUGAAUUUAAAAAUAUUUUAGAAGUUUUGUAAUGGUGGUGUUUUAAUAUUUUGCAUAAUUAAAUAUGUACAUAUUGAUUAGAAAAAUAUAACAAGCAAUUUUUCCUGCUAACCCAAAAUGUUAUUUGUAAUCAAAUGUGUAGUGAUUACACUUGAAUUGUGUAUUUAGUGUGUAUCUGAUCCUCCAGUGUUACCCCGGAGAUGGAAUGGAUGUCUCCAUUGUAUUUAAACCAAAAUGAACUGAUACUUGUUGGAA
Messenger RNA from Ailuropoda melanoleuca (giant panda), 5290 nucleotides. RefSeq names its product homeodomain interacting protein kinase 1 (gene HIPK1). The coding region runs from base 149 to 3781 and encodes 1210 amino acids. Lineage: Eukaryota; Metazoa; Chordata; Mammalia; Carnivora; Ursidae. Gene Ontology annotation, cellular component: nucleus; cytoplasm; PML body. Gene Ontology annotation, molecular function: protein tyrosine kinase activity; protein serine/threonine kinase activity; ATP binding. The transcript is spliced from 16 exons. The record is from RefSeq and is a predicted model, not a curated record. Gene Ontology annotation, biological process: smoothened signaling pathway; peptidyl-serine phosphorylation; intrinsic apoptotic signaling pathway in response to DNA damage by p53 class mediator.